Dioscorea cayenensis subsp. rotundata (Guinea yam) is the source of this 1501-nucleotide messenger RNA. RefSeq names its product protein BRANCHLESS TRICHOME-like. Bases 315 to 1277 code for a protein of 320 amino acids. The transcript has a single exon. The record is from RefSeq and is a predicted model, not a curated record. Lineage: Eukaryota; Viridiplantae; Streptophyta; Magnoliopsida; Dioscoreales; Dioscoreaceae.
AAAACGCCAAACACAACCCUUCACAAUCCAGCAAGAGUUCUCCAGUACAUUUGAAACACUGACUUCCAAGAGAUCACGCUGAAAGCAAGGGACUCACAAUCCAAAUAAACAUUAUUAUUAUUAUUAUUAUUAUUAUUAAAAGAAGAAGAAGAAAAAAAAAAAAAAGAGCCUGCAGGAAGAGAAGAAGCAGGACGGCAAUGAUAAAGAAGAUGAAGAUGAUGAUGAGGAUGAGAAGAGAACUAUCUUCUUCAGUCUUCUUACGGUCAGCUUUUGCUUUAUACCACCACCAGGCUCGUUAAUGCUUGCUCUCGUGAAUGGGUCCCUUGCAUUCCUCUCUCUCAUCUCCAGCAAAGACGACCAUUCAAGCAUCUGAAUCUCAAAAGAAACCACAAAAAAGAAAAAGAAAUAAAUCUAGAGGACCUGUACCACCACCACCACCACCACCACCUAUGCCUAUGGCUAUGGCUAUGGCUAUGAAGGAGAAGAUGAUGCUCACGCUGCCCCUGGAGCCCCCAUUGCCAAGCUGGAAGCUUUAUGACAAUCCUCAUUACUCCCACUCCUACUCACCUUCAACCAACCCCCAUGAAUCCCCCACUCAUCCCUCCAUCACUCCCAUGGCUUGUGGAGAAGACUCCCCUCCUCACUUGCUCCAGCUUGCACAUGCCCGCAUUGAAGAGCUUCAAGUGGAGCUCGAGUUUGAGCGGAGGAUGCGCAAGCGUGUCGAGUCAUUAAACGGCGCGCUGGCACGAGACUUGGCUGAGGAGCGUAAGGCCAGAGAAGAGGCUGAGUGCCUUCGUGCUAAACUUCAACAAGAGGUUAAUAAGAAGGUGGAGGAGUUGGAGGAGGAGAGAAGGAUGCUUCGAGUUGCUGAGGUUUGGAGAGAGGAGCGAGUCCAGAUGAAGCUCAAUGAGGCUAAGAUCAUUAUGGAGGAGAAGCUACAGAAGUUGGGUGGUGGUGGUCGUGGGUCUGUUAGCAAGACAUUGGAACCAGCAGCACCUGGAACUCCAACUGCUGUUGCCAUUGAUGGAGUCGGUCAUCAGAGAAGGGAAGUAGAGAACCCACAUAUUAAGAGAGGGAUCAAAGGGUUUGUGGAGUUCCCCAAGGUGAUGAAGGGCAAAGCCAGUAAUGGAACAAUAUCUGCUGGGAAGGAUGGAAAAAGUGGCCAUGUUGGUUUCAAUCUGGAGUGUCAGAAGGCACAGCUUAGGAUUCUUAUGAGACAGACCAAGAACCCUGUUGGCAUCUCCAUUGUUGGAUCCACUGAUCAUUUAGUUAUGUGAUCUUUUGCUCUCUGUUUCUCUACAGUUUUACAUAAGAGAGUUUCCUCUUCCACUUUCUUCUUCUUCUUCUUCUUCCUUCUUGCUUGUUCAUUGUACAAGAAAAAAGAAAGGGUAUAUUUUGUUAUCUGUAAUGGAUAAUGGUUCAGAUAAGAUGGAGAGCUGUAUAAUAGUUGUUGAGGACUGUGAAUUGAUCAGUUGCUUCUUUAUUCCUGGAAGCAAUGCCA